AUGUCUGCUCCUCGCAGUGUCUUCCGCCCGUGCAUUGAUCUGCAUGAUGGACAAGUGAAACAGAUCGUUGGAGGAACUCUGUCGGAUAGUGACCCAAGCAAUCUCAAAGUCAACUUUGUCGCCAGCCAAUCGCCAGGGGAUUUUGCGCGAUUGUACAAGGAACAUGAUCUCAAAGGUGGACAUGUCAUCAAGCUGGGACCGAGGAACGAUGCAGCUGCGAAGGAGGCACUAGCAGCUUGGCCAGGUCGGUACACCGGUGGGAGUGUCCCAUGUUAUGUUCAUACUAAGCUGCGUACAGGAGGCCUUCAGAUAGGUGGCGGAAUAAACGAUCAAAAUGCUCAAGAAUGGUUAGAUGCGGGGGCUAGUAAGGUCAUAGUCACUUCGUAUCUCUUUCCGGGAGCGAAAUUUUCUCUCGAACGUCUGCAAAUGUUGUGCUCUGCGAUUGGAAAGGACAGACUCGUUGUGGAUAUAAGUUGUCGUCGCAAGGGUGAUAAAUGGUUGGUAGCUAUGAAUAAAUGGCAAGACAUCACGGAUAUGGAAGUGUGCAAAGAAUCUCUAGAUCUGUUAUCUGCAUACUGCAGUGAAUUUCUAGUUCAUGCAGCUGACGUGGAAGGUCUAUGUCAAGGGAUUGAUGAGGAUCUUGUUCGGAAGCUAGGAGAAUGGGUGAACAUACCGACGACAUAUGCUGGCGGCGCCAAAGAUAUCUCUGACUUGGACCUCGUCGAAAAGCUUUCUGUCGGGCGUGUAGACUUGACGUACGGAAGUUCGCUAGACAUCUUUGGAGGUACUCUUGUAAAGUUUAGAGACCUUAUUGGAAGAAAUACUUGACUUGUAUCGUUAUAUAAUAAAGGAUGUAAGAUACGGUGUAUAUGUGGUCGCAAUCCGGGCGAUGAUACGAUAAGAUAAGA
Serpula lacrymans var. lacrymans S7.9 is the source of this 908-nucleotide messenger RNA. RefSeq lists its product as uncharacterized. Bases 1 to 828 code for a protein of 275 amino acids. Gene Ontology annotation, molecular function: 1-(5-phosphoribosyl)-5-[(5-phosphoribosylamino)methylideneamino]imidazole-4-carboxamide isomerase activity. Gene Ontology annotation, cellular component: cytoplasm. The transcript has 9 exons. Gene Ontology annotation, biological process: L-histidine biosynthetic process; L-tryptophan biosynthetic process. NCBI's taxonomy places the organism in Eukaryota, Fungi, Basidiomycota, Agaricomycetes, Boletales, Serpulaceae. The record is from RefSeq and is a predicted model, not a curated record.